AUGCCUACUUCUUUCUCAUUGUUCACUACACAAAAAUCGAAAUCAAAACCUUCAACAUCUUCUUCCAAAUCGACUUCCGAAUCCAAAUAUGAACAAACCUCAGAAAACAUGCCAAAGUCAACUUUCAGUCCUGAGCUUACGACCAACUUUACUUCAUCGCCAGUUGUGAUUCCUACCCGAGGCCACCACGAUAGUUUCAAAAAUGGGUUGGGAUUUGAACCAAGAAAGGAUCGUCGACAAACUACCAAAAAGUACUCGACACGUUCAGGUCGUCGCCCCCACGAUGUCCAUUCGCCCGAUGCGAUCCCUCCUUCUGUCGCCGCCCUGUUGGCGAUUACCGCCAUUCCACCUCCUAAAUCACACAACAGCGUUCGCAGACAAGCUACAUCUAGACAAAGGUUGACGGUGGAUGCUAUAUUACAACAUACUGCUGUUUCGGAGAAAGAAAUGAGUAUAACGUUCGGGAUGAGUCCUAUGGAGUUGUUGUUGAGUCCUCCAGAAGACAUCGAUUCGACCGAUUGUUGUGGUUCGGAGAACGGGCCCGGAUCGGUAUUGUCGAGUAGGACUACAUCGAGCGAAUCCGUACCAUCGUUGGAUGAUGCCUCUCUCAGUGAUGCUUCCACUACACCAGGCUCAAUAAUAACACCGAGUUCCAGAGGCAGAAGGUCUUUGCCAACACGAAGGUAUCAACCAUCGUUUUCAGGCGAAAGUACUUUGCACGACCAUCCCUUAUCAGAUGUGGAUGUUGAAGAGCUUGACUUUAGAGUCUUCCAACGAGCAUUAGAUUUACCCAAGGAUCAACAACCUAUUGCCGGUGUCGAACCCCCACGUCGCAAGUCCGCAUUUAAAUCAAACUUGACUGCAUCAUUGCGUGCUCUGAGGUCCGCGGCAAAAUCAUUCUCGAGUCUCACAGCACCUAUGAUCACGCCUGAUGAUUUUCUUACAAGAUCUAUCAUGUCAAUUGACCCGAAAGUCCCGUUUACGGAUGAAAGGAUGCCACCUCUACUGGUUGAUACACCUACUCCAGCACUACGUCGUUAUCUCAACCCCACUACAAAUGCACCCAUGGAUGCUCAUGUGCCAACAUCUCUCACUCAAACAAUGAGUGCUACACAAUGCACAGCAUCCAUUCAGAUGCAAACCUACAAGGUUUCCAAGUCUCCAAGGGAUACUCCGCCAGCCGGACCCAACAGGCGCGGACAAGCAAAUUCUGAGCAGGCUUUCGCCGAGGUUGCCACCGGUCCAGUCGCACGUCAACGCGAUAUGAGGGAGAAUAGUGAUUUUAUCCGAAUUGCAGUCAUGGAAAUGGCAAUGCGAAAAAAUGGAAAGUUGGAUGACCGCAAACCGGGAAGAGCGAGAUGGGCUCUACCACCCAGACAGGCAUCCAGCAAACCUUACGAAAUUGGAAACGAUGGAGUUCCUCUUCGAUGGACUGCACUUACUUACUAA
Molecule: messenger RNA, 1449 nt
Organism: Sclerotinia sclerotiorum 1980 UF-70
Lineage: Eukaryota; Fungi; Ascomycota; Leotiomycetes; Helotiales; Sclerotiniaceae
Exons: 1
Coding region: 1-1449 (482 amino acids)
Source: RefSeq, a predicted model, not a curated record